Molecule: messenger RNA, 630 nt
Organism: Penicillium alfredii
Lineage: Eukaryota; Fungi; Ascomycota; Eurotiomycetes; Eurotiales; Aspergillaceae
Product: cytochrome b561 domain-containing protein
Exons: 1
Coding region: 1-630 (209 amino acids)
Source: RefSeq, a predicted model, not a curated record
AUGAGUGCAAUCAACCCUAUGUCACCACCGACACCAUCCUCGAACCUCUUAGUUAAAAGAGACGCCGACACCUACGUCCCCGUCCGCGCCCUAAUAGCCCACGGCUUCCUAAUGACCUUCGCAAUCGGGCUCUUCCUCCCCAUCGGCGCCACAAUCAUCCAAGUCGUCCCCUGGAGCAAGAAAGUAACACAGCUACACGCGCCCCUGCAAGCAUUCGCCCUGGCCAUGCUCGUCGCAGGCAUGGGCGUCGGCAUCUAUCUGGGCGUGGAGACUGACAAAAUUGACACCUACCACCCGAUCAUCGGAUUCAUUGUUGUCGGCGGCCUGCUGCUGUUCCAGCCGCUCAUGGGUCUCCUGGCGCAUCUGUACUACCGCCGCUCCGGUCGGCGCAGCCCGCUUGCGUAUGUGCAUCGCUGGUGGGGGCGGCUUUUGGUGAUUCUAGGCAUCGUUAAUGGUGGGCUGGGGUUUAUGCUUGCUGGGAUUGGGUCGCCUGGGUGUCCCGUUGGUGCUGUUAUUGCUUAUUCGAUUAUUGCGGGGAUUGUCAUUUGUGCGUAUCUUGCUGUUGUUGUUUUUGGGACUUUCAGACAGUAUUCUUCUCGGCCCAAGGUUCAGGAGAUGAGCAAGCCUUAG